AUGACAGUUGAAGAAUUGAAAGAUGAGAUAAGUGCAAUUGAUUCCAUCUUCCCCAACUCGGUUGAACUUGAAUAUUGUCAAAUCUAUAAUUUCAAAAUUCCCCAGCAUGAAGAUAUUUCAUUCCAAUUAGAUUUCCCUGUAUCAUAUCCUGAUGAAAAACCACGUUUUGUAAAGAUGAUAAAUUUAAAUAUUGCUCAGUUCACUGAUGGCUCGUAUUUGGAGAAAAAGAUACGUAAUUUGUUGGAUGCAAUUUACAGUCCUGGCCAAGUUAUCUUAUUUGAAUUGCUUAGUGGAUUGCAGGACUUUUUUGAUAAAUACGUAGAAGAGCGAGAGGCAUUGAAAAUUCAACAGCAGCAGCAGCAGCAGCAGCAACAACAACAACACGUCUCAAGACCUCUUUCUUCUAUGACUGUGGAAGUAGAACAGAAGCGAGAUGAUCAUGAGAAAGAUAUUGAUUAUACUGCUGGAUGGUAUCGAUCUGAACCCAUAGUAGACCGACAUUCAACCUUUAUUGCUUGGGCACGAGUAGUUUCUGAUCCAGAGGAAGCAAGACGCUUUUUACAUAAUCUCACUAUGGAUAAGAAGGUGUCUAAAGCAACGCAUAACAUAUCAAGUUGGAGAAUUAAAGAUAACAACAGUCUUGCUAUUUAUCAAGAUUGUGAUGAUGACAAUGAGACGGCUGCGGGUGGGAGACUACUACAUUUGCUACAGAUGAUGGAUGUAUGGAACGUGAUUGUUGUUGUGAGUCGGUGGUUUGGUGGUAUACAUUUGGGUCCUGAUAGAUUUAAACACAUUAAUUCUGCAGCUAGGGAUGUUAUCACCAAAGGAGGUUUUGUAUCCAAAGAAACAAGCCAAGGUAAAAAGAAGAAGAAAUAA
Molecule: messenger RNA, 876 nt
Organism: Lodderomyces oxycetoniae
Lineage: Eukaryota; Fungi; Ascomycota; Pichiomycetes; Serinales; Debaryomycetaceae
Exons: 2
Coding region: 1-876 (291 amino acids)
Biological process (GO): GCN2-mediated signaling; regulation of translational initiation
Cellular component (GO): cytoplasm
Molecular function (GO): protein binding
Source: RefSeq, a predicted model, not a curated record